UUAUAGAUUCAAAGAAUGUGAUUUAUAUAUUUGGUGGAAGGGUAGAAUUAGAUAUGGGUGCAAGCGUAUUUACUAUAUUCGAUGAUUUUUUCACAUUUGAUACCAAUACUUUGUUAUGGACAAAUCUUUCAUACACUAAUCAUCCAUCUAAACGAAGCCAUUGCACUGCAACUCUAAUGCCCGAUGGAACGAUUAUUUACAUAGGAGGUGUUACUCAAACUAAUCCUGGAGAAAAUUUAACUCGUACACUCAUGACUGAUAUAAAUAUAUUCGAUACUAUUCAGUCAUCUUGGUCAUUUAAGACUGCGAACAGCCCUAGCUCAGUAAAUAUAGACCCUCGUGUUGGACAUACCACUGUUCUAGGCAACAUUACCAAUGAUUAUGGUCCUUCAACCAAUGCGUCUGCUGAUAUGUAUUUAAUGGAUCUUUCAAAUUACACAUGGGUGACGCAAUUUGGAAAGACUACUCCUACUCCUACCCCUAAUUCUACCAAUAAUACACACUUGAUCAUCAUUAUUGGUAUUGGUCUAAUAGCAUGGCGUUUUAAAUGGAGAAUGAUCUCAAAAACUGCUGCAAUGUAUGAAUUAGCAGAUACUAGAGUAUUAAUAUCGCGUAUAAUUAUUCAAGCUAAUUCGGAACAUUCAAUAG
Dentiscutata erythropus is the source of this 648-nucleotide messenger RNA. NCBI's taxonomy places the organism in Eukaryota, Fungi, Glomeromycota, Glomeromycetes, Diversisporales, Gigasporaceae. The record is from the annotation of a GenBank genome assembly.